Messenger RNA from Taeniopygia guttata (zebra finch), 664 nucleotides. RefSeq names its product electron transfer flavoprotein regulatory factor 1 (gene ETFRF1). The record is from RefSeq and is a predicted model, not a curated record. NCBI's taxonomy places the organism in Eukaryota, Metazoa, Chordata, Aves, Passeriformes, Estrildidae. Gene Ontology annotation, cellular component: mitochondrion. Gene Ontology annotation, biological process: respiratory electron transport chain.
CGGCCGCGGCCCCGCCCGCAGCCGGCGCGGCGCAGGCGCAGCUCGGGCCGGGCGCUGCCGUAAAGCGGCGCGGCGGCGGUCCCGGGAGCGGCGGUAACAAAACCCAAACAAACCAAACAGAUCACACAAGGACAGAGUUCACUGAAAUGUGAGAAUGGCCAAUUCUUUAAGAGGUGAAGUGAUAAAACUGUACAAAAAUCUGCUGUACCUUGGAAGGGAGUAUCCCAAAGGAGCAGACUACUUCAGAAGACGUUUGAAAGCAGCUUUUCUGAAAAACAAAGAUGAGACAGACCCUGAAAAAAUUAAGCAGCUGAUUGCCCGGGGAGAGUUUGUUAUAAAGGAGCUGGAGGCUUUGUACUUCCUGAGGAAAUACCGAGCCAUGAAGAAGCGCUACUAUAGCGACGACAAGCCCUGACUGUGCCGCCUGUAACCACACACACCCAGUAAAGGCAUUGCUAGUUCAAGAACCAACAGUCAAAGAAUACUGGCACUUUAAGAGGAAUGAAGUUUCCACUGUCAUUUAAAACAAGCAUUCAGGUAAAGCUAACAGGAUCAUGAAGCAGAAAGUAAAGUAAUGCUAAAACAAAUGCUAAUAAUUUAGUGUAAUGUACAAAAUUACUUCAGUACUUCUUAAGAAUAAGGAUAAAUUGUAUUUACAUAAUUA